Messenger RNA from Centruroides sculpturatus (bark scorpion), 8493 nucleotides. RefSeq names its product vacuolar protein sorting-associated protein 13D-like. NCBI's taxonomy places the organism in Eukaryota, Metazoa, Arthropoda, Arachnida, Scorpiones, Buthidae. The record is from RefSeq and is a predicted model, not a curated record. Gene Ontology annotation, cellular component: extrinsic component of membrane. Gene Ontology annotation, molecular function: protein binding. Gene Ontology annotation, biological process: protein retention in Golgi apparatus; protein targeting to vacuole; mitochondrion organization. Bases 1 to 8493 code for a protein of 2830 amino acids. The transcript is spliced from 51 exons.
AUGGAUUUUGAGCAACAUGCAUCAUUACACCAAUGCGGGGCUUGCCAACAUGCAAUUUGUUUAUGGGGCUGGCAAGGAAAUAGAGCUGUUGCUCAAAGGAUGUACAUGGAGCGAUUUCCACGCACAACUCGUGAUGAAGACAUUCAAAUGUUCGGCAAUUCAGCAGAUUCCUACCCAGAAAUUGCUCCAAGUACAGCACAAAAAGAUGAAAUAGAACAAGAAUUGGAUUUUGAUGAAUUAUAUAUAUUGCGUGGAUUGACAAUGGAUAAGAUUCAGAAAGAAUAUUCUUUAAAGUUGCAGAUGAAAAAACUUACAGAAAAUGACAAUUCCGAUAAUAUAUCAAAGAAGCACGAAUAUAUACUUCAGCCUGUUAAUCUGAAAGCCCAAUUGAAACACAAUUGUUCAUCAAAAGAGCUACGGUCAAGACAAAAUCCACGCCUGAUAUGUGAUUUGCAGUUGGAAAACUUUCCAUUGAGAUUAAAUGAAAAAGCACAAGUUGCACAAUUUCAAUCUCAAGGAAUACUCCAACGUUGGUUUCCAGGAUGGACUGGAUGUCCAAGAAAAUGGUGGAAAUUUGCAAUUCAAGCACAUUUAGAUCCUAUUAGCAAAUUAAUUAUUAAUUCACAUCCUCUAGACGUUAUUUACAAUCCAACAAUAUUCCAUUCAAUAAUGGAUUUUUUUUCAUUUCACAAUAAAAUGGAAUAUCUGAGAGAUGAUUUUUCUUCAGAAUAUUAUUUUGGUUCAGCAGGAAGUACAAGAUAUGAAACUCUUAAACUUCAAACCAAAGCAGAGAUUAAACAGAGAUUAGAUCAAAUAUUAGAGGGGGAACAACAAAUGCUUGGCAAAACAAGUUGGGAAAUUAAUUUAGCAAUUUCGGCUCCUGAAAUAAUCAUUCCUGAAAAUUUUCAAGAUGAAAAUGGAAUGGUGGUGGUAUUUGACCUAGGAAAACUUCAUUUUUAUAAUACUAGUUAUGUAACAGAAAAGAAAAAUAUGAGCAUUUCUGAUGAUGAAGAAGACUUUAUUACACCUUGUUCAACACCUCCCAAAGAUGAAUUAAAUGAAGAAGGGAUAAGUGAAACAGAUUCUCAGUGGAGUGAUCAAGUAUUUUCAGAUCUUAAAUCAAUUACAGAAGAAUCAUUAAGGGAGAGAUUUUAUGAAAAAUAUACUUUGAAAUUAAGUGAUAUGCAAGUCUUAGUCAGUCAAAUGAAAGAUAAUUGGAGAUUUGCUCAGUUAAGAGGAACUAGCAUUUUACAUGUACUCGAUCGUUUUUCUGUUUCCCUUCAAAUGGAAAGACAGUUGAUAUCAACAAAAAAUCCUAAUUGGCCAAAUAUCACAGUAUAUGGAAAACUUCCAAAAUUGGUUGUCCAUGUCAGUGAGAAAAAGAUAGAUUGUCUGAAAACAUGUUUGGAUAUUAUUAGCACUCCAUUAAAUUUGGAUCCAAAACCAAUUAAAACAUCAUCUCCUAACUUUAAUUUAGCAAAUACAACAAUGAAAAAUCUAAGUGUGAUAAGUGAAUUGGAAGAAUCAACUACUAAAGAAUCAAUGUUAAAUGAAUUUGAUGAACAACCUAUGCAAGAAACUUUAUUAUUGCUAAUGUGGUUUGGAAUUGAUGAAGUAUCUUUUGAAGUUCAAAGCCGAGAAAGGUCAAUAGCAGAAUUACAAGUAACUGGAGUUAAAAGUAGUUUUUCUAAACGUCCACAUGAUACAUCAAUGACAUUAUGUGUUCAUAGUUUAUUGCUUGUUGAUGCAUUGCAAACCUUUGGACCUGAUUUUGAAUUACUAAUUGCUUCUCAUAGAAAUGUUUGUAUGGAUAGCAUGAGUGGUAGUCUUCACGGCAAUGAAUCUAGUUCUCGGCAUUCGACUAGUCCUCCGCAGAUAUCGUCACCAGUAACAAAUAGAUCUGGAGAAACUUCACCUUUUAAUUGGAAUGAAACACUUAAUUCCACCCAGAACAUUCUUUCUAAAGCUUAUUCAUCUCGAGGAACAUCAGUUACACCAUCUUCAUAUCCUUCCCAUUUUUUAAUGACUGGAGACAUUCCAGCAACAGAUGCAUUGAUUAUGAUGGAGUUUGUUAGUGUUGAUUCUAUACCUGUAAAAAAGAAUGAUGAAUACAUUGGAGAAAAAUUAAAUAUUGUUUCUGUUCAGUUCAAUACUUUGGAUAUUACAGGAAAUCAAGAGACUAUUGUUGAGCUCAUUAGUUUCAUGAAAAGAAUUUUUACAAAAUACUAUCACGCUAAAAAGAAAAUGCCAGUAAAGGAACCAACUAUGAAGUCUGUUGAGAAAACAUUUUCUGGAUUUGCUUUCCCAACAAAAAUGAUUACAAAAACAGAGUUAACAUUUGAUUUUCAUCGCUUAAAUAUUUUGCUAUUACAUGCUCUAAGCAAGAACAGAAACAUAGGAAGAAAAGUUGCUACGGCAACAAUGAGUGGUGCACGCUUUCAAGCUUCUAUUGGUACCAGUUUGCAAAUUCAAGGUGCUCUAAAUGGUUUUCAAGUUUUGGAUCUAAUUACUGAAGGAAGUAAACAUCAGCGUAUUUUAAGCGUAGGACAGGAUCCUCUUGUUUCGGCUUCCAUAAAUGACAGUCAUUCAGAAAUAUAUAAAUCUUAUCAGUUUACUAGAACAAAUUCAGAAAAUUCAGAAAAAGCUUUUGCUUUUACUAUAACAAGAGACUUUUAUGAAAAUUCAGAUAUUUUCUCAAGUAAAGAAAAAUAUCCUUACGAAAGAGCUGAUAAUGAAAUUUUGGAAGUGAAAAUUCGAAUGGCAUCACUGUUUUAUACACAUUCUCCUCAACUGCUAUAUGAAUUAUCUACAUGUGCAACCGAAUUUAAAGAAUAUAUGUCAAUUCUAGUUAGCUCGAUUAAAUCGGCAGCAGCCGAAGUUGCUAUCGGAAUAAUGUCAAAACGUAUAGAAGGAGUAUCUGUUUAUAAUGGGAACAUUGAUACUUCUCCUUAUAGAAAAUUUAAUUCUGAGAAAAGUUCAUAUCUUCCCAAUAUUUUCUCAGAAGAGGAAGUUUAUCUAGAUUUGAAAUUGGACAUUCUUUUACAUACUCCAGUCAUUAUAUUUCCAUCAGCACCAUAUAGUCCCGAUGUUCUUGUUGUUCAUCUUGGGCAGAUUACCGUCAAGAAUGAUCAUACAAAUUCCACCUCAUCAGAUUUUAAUGAUUUAUUAAAUACUAGUACCGUAGCAGUUGAAAUUAGAGACAUGAAUCUUUUUUCCCUCAACAUCGAAGAAAAUAUAAAGUUAUUAGAAAAAACAAAGGUUAAUGGGAAUCAGACAACAAAUUAUUCAGUUUUAGAUAUAUAUAAUAGCUCUAAAUUUGGUAAACCUAUACUUCAUAAUACAGUGAUAGAAAUCAAUACGAAAAAUACCAUAUAUUCUAUAAAUACCAGUUUAGUAAAAGAUAAUGAACAGUUUUGGCCUGGAAGUGAUAUAAUUAAUGAUUUUUCUCCUAUUGCAAAGCAGAAAAAAUCUCUCCUCGAGAUUUGUGGUCGUGUUGUAACUCCUCUAAAAAUAAUCCUGACAAAUUCUCAGUAUAACCAGGUAUUGGAUACUUUACAUAACCUGACAUUUAAUGCAGCUGAUGAUGAUAAAAGUUCAACAGAAAUAUUUAUAACAUUGCAUUCAUUGAUGGUUGAAGAUCUGUCACAUGUACCAACAUCAAAAUAUAGAUAUCUCAUGAAAUCUACUGAAAAUCCAUGCCAAAAAAGAAUUAGAUCAAGAUCAAGUUUGAAGCCAUCAUUUAUUUCCACUUCCUGUCCUAACAUGGGUUAUCCUGAAGCAAAUCUUUUUAUUAAUCAGUGUUCUUCACUUCCUGAUCAUCUGAGCACUCAAAAUAUAUUCAGUCUAUUGGACAUUCUUUUACAUACUCCAGUCAUUAUAUUUCCAUCAGCACCAUAUAGUCCCGAUGUUCUUGUUGUUCAUCUUGGGCAGAUUACCGUCAAGAAUGAUCAUACAAAUUCCACCUCAUCAGAUUUUAAUGAUUUAUUAAAUACUAGUACCGUAGCAGUUGAAAUUAGAGACAUGAAUCUUUUUUCCCUCAACAUCGAAGAAAAUAUAAAGUUAUUAGAAAAAACAAAGGUUAAUGGGAAUCAGACAACAAAUUAUUCAGUUUUAGAUAUAUAUAAUAGCUCUAAAUUUGGUAAACCUAUACUUCAUAAUACAGUGAUAGAAAUCAAUACGAAAAAUACCAUAUAUUCUAUAAAUACCAGUUUAGUAAAAGAUAAUGAACAGUUUUGGCCUGGAAGUGAUAUAAUUAAUGAUUUUUCUCCUAUUGCAAAGCAGAAAAAAUCUCUCCUCGAGAUUUGUGGUCGUGUUGUAACUCCUCUAAAAAUAAUCCUGACAAAUUCUCAGUAUAACCAGAUAACAUUGCAUUCAUUGAUGGUUGAAGAUCUGUCACAUGUACCAACAUCAAAAUAUAGAUAUCUCAUGAAAUCUACUGAAAAUCCAUGCCAAAAAAGAAUUAGAUCAAGAUCAAGUUUGAAGCCAUCAUUUAUUUCCACUUCCUGUCCUAACAUGGGUUAUCCUGAAGCAAAUCUUUUUAUUAAUCAGUGUUCUUCACUUCCUGAUCAUCUGAGCACUCAAAAUAUAUUCAGUCUGCAAUUAAAUAAAUUGCAAAAAUUUGGAAAGACAGGUAAUUUCAAUGAUACUGUCACAAAAGAAUGUUCAAGUUAUCCGAAUACACCUCCACCUUCUCCAUCAGGAUCAGCUGAAAUGAAUUUUGACGAAAAUGCUUUAGUCCAGAUAAACAUCACUCAUGUUGAUAAAAGUUCUUCAAUUUUUUCAACAAAAUAUAAUAAUAUUGACAGAAUUAUUGAUAUUAAUUUUAAUUGUCUGGAAACUAUUGUUAAUGUACAAACUUGGGUUAUGGUGUUAGAUUUUUUCAAAACAGAUUCUUCAAAUGUAAGAACAGAAAAGAGUUGUGCUAAAAAUUAUCUUGAAAAUAAAAUGAAAGGUGAAGAAUUUUUACAUACAGAAAAUGACAAAAAAUCACUAGAACUCAUUAAUUCCAAAUUAGAAAUAGCUGUUCGAAGUCUUACUUUAAUUCUUUGUAAGCAAGAUAAUGAAAUAGCAAAAGCAAAUGUGGCAAUGUUUAAUUGUCAUACAACAUUCCAAGAUAACAACUUUUCAGCAGAAGGAAAACUUGGAAGUAUUUCAGUUGUUGAUAUGACAACUUAUGGAAAAUACUAUCCAGAACGAUUUAUAACAUCUGGAAAAGAAGCUCUACAUUUUGAUAUAUUUAAAUAUGGAGAUGAUGAUCCUGACAUGAAAAGAAAGUUUGAUGUCAGUGUUAAAUGUCGCAUGUCUUCUGUUAGAUACGUGCAUACGCAUCGUUUUUAUACACUGUUGUUAAACUUUAUACAAAAUUUUAAUGAAAUUCAAGAUUUUAUGUCUCAGAUUCGUUCAUCAAAGUCUGUUUUGACGACUGAUUCAAAUUCUAAAAUAUUUCGAAUGAAACUUGAUAUUGCAGCAGGUUCCCCAGUGAUCAUAAUUCCCAAAAGUUACUCAACACCAAAUAUUUUAGUUGCAGAUUUGGGAAAUUUAACAGCUCAAAAUACAUUUCUUUUUGCUGGUAGUCCUGGAACCAUAAGUAUAGUAUUAGGAAACUUCUCUACUCAAGCUUUGAGAAAAGAAAAUAAUACAAUAUUCAAUAAAAAAGGACAAAAAUUAGAUUACUAUCCAGAACAAAAAUGUUUACUUGAUGUGAUUUAUCUGGAAUUAUCUGACAUUAAUUUGUAUUCUGCUGUAUGUAUUAAAAACAUGGAGGAAGAAAAGAGACCAACUGAUUUAGCAUUUCCUUCUUUCAUUAUUAGAAAAGAGGGUCCUCAAUUACUUGAAGAAAAGUUUAUGUUGAAAGUGCAAGUUGAAAGAAAUCUACAUUCUUUUAUUAGUCAUUCUGUUUCUGAUUUAACAUUGAGAGGUACUGUAUCAUCAGUUUAUUUUACAAUUGAUCUUGAGCAAUAUAAAUUAAUAAGAGGAAUAUUAAGCUAUAAUUUGGGAGAACAACUGGAGGAGAUACCUAUUACAAAGUUUAUUAGUCAUCAAAUAAUGCCAAAAAAAACAUCUAGUCAAGUUUGGACAACAAUGGCUAUUCAUCUGAAUUUAGUCAAUGUAACAGUUAAUUUGAUAAACAAUCAUUGUAGUCCUGAAUGUGUUAAUGCUACAACACCUUUAGCAAAAUUUGAUUUUAUUAAAUCACGUCUGUUAUUAGAAAGUUACUCUGAUGGUACAAGAGACAUUGAUUUGAUAUCGCACGAAAUUCGUAUAUCAGAUACAAGAUAUAAAGAAAAUAUUCAAAAGAAUCAGGAAUUUUCAGCAGAAUUGGAAUCAGAAGAAAUUUUGAAAACAUCUAGUCAAGUUUGGACAACAAUGGCUAUUCAUCUGAAUUUAGUCAAUGUAACAGUUAAUUUGAUAAACAAUCAUUGUAGUCCUGAAUGUGUUAAUGCUACAACACCUUUAGCAAAAUUUGAUUUUAUUAAAUCACGUCUGUUAUUAGAAAGUUACUCUGAUGGUACAAGAGACAUUGAUUUGAUAUCGCACGAAAUUCGUAUAUCAGAUACAAGAUAUAAAGAUGCUCCUGUAAAUAAUAGGCCAAAUGUUUUCACAAGUAUUCUUCAACCUAUAGAAGAAUCUACAAAUACUUCGUUACCUCAGGCUGAACUUCAUUAUAUAAUGAAACAUAAUUGCACAUCGUUCAUUAUCUCUCUCAAUUGUAUGAGAGUAAUGAGUAUAUUUGAUUGGUCUAAAUAUGUCUUGAAAUUUCUUUGUUGCGAGAUUAAUCCCUGUACACCUAUAGAUGACCAUAAAAAAUUGGAUUCCUCUACAGAAGUUUUGCAUACAACAGAUAAUUUGAUUCAAGCUCCAGUUAUAAUAAAACUCUAUUUGAUGGAUACAGAAGUUGUAGUUGUGGAAAAUCCUUCUGUUUGGGACACAAAUGCUGUUAUAUUAAAAACUACUGCUUCAUUCAAAUGGACACCAUCAUCUAAAGAUUGCCCAAUGACAUUUGAGUUUAGAAGUCUUGAAGUAUUUUCAUGCAUAUUAGGAGUUGAAGAAGAAACUGCAUUAUCUAUAAUUGAUCCUGUUAGCUUCACUGUGGAAGUAGUAAAAACAGAUGAUGGCAUUCUUCAACUUACAGAUGAAAUUAGUCAUUUACUGAAGAUAAAGUUAGAAAAUCUCAAUUUAAGACUUUCAUAUCAUGACGUGACAAUGUUUAUACGAAUUUUGGAGUCAUUUUCCAGACAAACUGGUCUUCAGUAUGAAAACAAAAAGGAAAAAGUCAAAGAAAUUGAACUACCUGUUUCUUUAGAACAAGUGGCAGUGCUGGAAGGUAUGGGAUAUAAAAGAGAAUAUUGUGUUCAAGCUCUGAUUUCUUGUAAAGGGGAAUUGAAUAAUGCUGCAAUGUGGCUAACAGAAAAUGCUCCACAUGAUGAUAAAUCUGUGAAAACUCAAUUAUUUUCAGAUACUAAAGACGAAAGUCUCUUUUCUAAUAUUAAUCUUCAAGCUAUGGCUAUUACUGUUUCAAGAGGCUGCCUAUGUAUAAUUGAUGAUUGUAGAGAUUCUGAUGUACCUUGCUUAGAGAUAAUAGUUACAAAUCUCGAAGUUGAUCAGUCUUUUACUGCUGUUCAUAGAGGAAAUUCUGUGUUUAUUUUGUCAGUUAGUUAUUAUAACAGAGGAUUGUCAGGUUGGGAACCAUUUAUUGAACCUUGGAAAUGCAAAGUAUCAUGGAAUUUCUUUAUCAGAGCACAGACAAAUUAUUUACAGAAGAUAUCAUUUCAGAUUGAAGGUAAAAUAACAAACGAUCUUAGUUUUACAUACAUUUUGCAGGGUUCUUACACACCUGGAAACAUUUAUCGAAGAAGAUCCCCUUUUGUUCCUUUUGCAAUUAAAAAUGAUUUAGGAUGCAAAAUUUGGUUUUCAACUGUUAUAACUUCAACUGAUAAAAAUGAUAAUAAACGCAAAUCUACAGAAAUACUGGAAGUAGGAAAGUCAAAAGAAUUGAAUUGGGUGGAAGUUCAAGCAGGUCAAGUUAUUCCUUUUACAUUUGGAGGUAGAGAUAAAUUAAGACAUAAGGAUUCGCAUAGACUUAGAAAACAUCAAUUGAUAAUAAAAAUAAAUGGUUGGCAACAGCUUGCACCUGUGUCAGUAGAUCAAGUUGGUGUAUUUUAUCGAUUUGCUAAACCAGAAAUAAAUAGAUUAUCCAAUUCUUAUGUAGAACUGAUACCCACAAGAUUGGUUUAUGCCGUUGCACUUGAAGGUAGUGCUAGGAAACUAAUUACUAUACGAUCCGGUUUAUUGUUAACAAAUAAGUGUGAUGAUACUAUAGAACUGAAGAUGGAAAAUGCUAAUGUGCAAUUUUCAGAAGGAACCCAAGUAGAAACUGCUGGACAAUCAGAUGAACACGAAUUGGCUAGAAGUAUAGUGCCAUUACUGUUCUCAUUUGCAGAUAAAGAUGCCUCAGCCAUGUAUAUAUUUCUGUUACAACUUUAUUNAAAGUAA